This is a messenger RNA of Beauveria bassiana ARSEF 2860, 2358 nucleotides long. RefSeq names its product Sts1 protein. Gene Ontology annotation, cellular component: nucleus. Bases 1 to 2358 code for a protein of 785 amino acids. The record is from RefSeq and is a predicted model, not a curated record. The transcript is spliced from 5 exons. Lineage: Eukaryota; Fungi; Ascomycota; Sordariomycetes; Hypocreales; Cordycipitaceae. Gene Ontology annotation, biological process: nuclear protein quality control by the ubiquitin-proteasome system; mitotic recombination; double-strand break repair via homologous recombination.
AUGAACAUUCUCCUAUCACCGCAGCCGUCUGUAUUUCCCCACCACCACGAAAGUCCUCGACAGUCUCCUCAGCGAUCUCAAUCCCCCUUUCACAACAUGGCCAACCGUAAACGAAAAGCCGACGAGGACGGUGAUGGCGACGAGAAUAUGUCGCCCGUCAAUUCCCCAGCCGUUCAGCCACGAAGCAUUGCCAGACCGUCAAAGAAAGUACGAUCCAACGAGAUAACCGGUCGGCCUCUCAACUUGCCCAGACUCCUUGAAACUCUUGAUACCGACCAACUUCGCACUGUCCUCGAAAGAAUAUGCGAGACGCACCCUCAGAUCGGUCACGAAGUCGUCACGCAGGCCCCUCGACCCUCUGUCGAUGCUGCUCUUCAAGUCUUGCGUCGUUAUCAGGAUAAACUCAACGGCUCCAUCCCUUACGGGAACAGCAGCGCCGAGUAUACAUAUUUUCGGGUGAAGGAAACACUGAUAGCUCUUGUCGAUGCCAUUGCCGACUUUACGCCCCAAUUUCUGCCUCCCACUGAGACGCAGCCAACCAAGUCCCUAGAGUUCCUGGACCAGGCCACCAAACUGAUUCACCAACUGCCCGACUGGGAGCCUCAAACCUAUCGCCACCACAAGGACGGUGCUUACGACGACAUCUCCAAAGCCUGGGCCCUUGUCAUGAACGAGGCUGGCAAGCGAGCUGGCGGCUUCAACCUCCACUCCGACGGCUGGGACCAGGCUCUCAACAGACACAAUGAGCAGUCCGGCGGCCGAUUGGCUGAGGCCAUCUCCGCCAUGACCAGCAGCGUUGGUUGGAUGGGUGCUUCGCCCAACCAACCCCCCAAUGAGCAAAACUCCAUUCUCAACCAACUUAUGUCCGGCGCUUACGGCUCACCCGUGCGGGUCGGGCCCUGGCCAGGCGACCAGCAUAAGGCAUGGGCCAACCCAUAUGAGGAACCGCGGCCUCGCAUUUCAGAGUGGACCGCCAAAGAAAUUGCCACCAUAUCGGUCCGCCUCGACAAGCAGCUCGGCCCCGAAUACAUUUCCUCGCGCGCUGGCCCCGGCGGCACACGCGUGCACUACCUGACAGCCGAGAAGUGCAUCAACUUGGCCAACGAAAUAUUUGGCUUCAACGGCUGGUCCUCGUCCAUCCAAAACAUCCAGGUCGACUUUGCCGAUGAGAACCCCCAGACGCAGCGUGUCAAUAUUGGGCUGAGCGUAAUUGUGCGCAUCACGCUGCGUGACGGCACCUACCACGAAGAUAUCGGCUAUGGCUCCAUUGAGAAUGCGCGCGGAAAGGCCAUGGCCUUUGAAAAGGCUAAGAAGGAGGGCACCACGGAUGCCUUGAAGCGCACACUGCGCAGCUUUGGCAAUGUUCUGGGCAACUGCAUAUAUGACCAGGACUAUGUCAAGCAGGUGACCAAGCUGAAAGCGCAACCUGUCAAAAAGUUUGCCCAGGAUAAUUUACACCGGCAUGCAGAUUUUGUUAAGAAGGACGCGCCAGUCAUAUAUACAACGCCAGAGGCUGCGACGGCCGCAUCAGCGUCAGGGUCUAGUUCUGAUCCGUCGUUUGCAUCAGCGGCAGCGGCAGCCAAAGCAGAAGCUUCAGAGUCAUUUGAGGACUUUCUCGGCGAAUUCGACGAGGCAGACUUUUGCGUGUCUGAGGAGGGUCAUCCUGAUGAGGUUGUACUGCCAGUCACAGCUGCGCCUGCAGGGCCGCAGACAAGACAGCAAUCACACCAGCAACAAUCCCAUAAAACUGCAGCGCACACCAUUCAACGCCAACAACCACCUCAGACCCCGAACCCCCAACAUCAAAGACAAACAGCAGGCCCUGGUGCACCGGUGGCGCCUCAAGGUCCUCCAGCAGAAGAGCCGGUAGCUGCAUUUUUUUCGGCACGGGCCGUCACAACAGAUGCGACUCAAGGCGCAAGCAUCCCGCCCCAUAAGCAACAGCUCUUCAAUCCCAAGGCCGAAAGCCCCUCAAUACGAAAGACGCCCGGCAUCGACCAUUCGUCAUCGAAACCAUUAUCACGUUCUGGACAGCACGUCCCGGCGCCCAGCCAGACUGGAGGAUCGUCGGCCGCCACUCCUAGUCGACCGUCGGCAGCAGGAGGACCGCAUGGCGGUGGUGGUUUGGUUGGCCCUGGUGGACAUGCCGCAAAGGGACACGCCAUCAACCCUAGCCUGGACAUGGCGCGCAGGAUCGGGGCGCCGGGAGGUCCCCCGAGCCCACUGGCGAACAGGAACUCGUACAAGCCGCCGACGAUGAAGAGACCGCUUGGGCAGGGGGAGGGCAACGCGCCGCGGGUGCCACUGAGUGAAAGGCCGCCCAACGGACUUGUGGAGGCCUCUGGCAUAAAGGUGUAG